UUAUUCUCUUAACUUGGUCACUAUUCUCUGAUCACAGAAGUGAUGGCUUCAAUUCGUAAUUGCUUUAUUCUUCUGUCGCUGAAUUUACUCUACCUAAACCAUAUACAGUCUUUAUCAUGUUCAAAAAAACUCGAUGCUAAACAAUCAAUUGAAAACUGCGAUCAAAGUUUGAACAUUACUAAGUUGAGGUUUCUACAAAGAACCAAUCCAUUUGAUUUAUUAAACCCGAAAUUGCAAAAGACGUCGAAACCCGAAUCCAUAAAUAAAUCGAAAAAUGAUACACAAUCAUGCAAUUCGGGCCUCAGUGGAUCUUCUUGUCGUGAUGAACGUAAAGUUGAAUCAGGUCGGUUUUAUUCUGAUGCUAAUAUUGCUGAUGGUAAAUCUAAUGGCAAGUGUGGUGGUGUUUUGAAUUCACCAAACGGAAUUGUGACCUCGCCGAAUUAUCCUAAUCCAUUCAAUGUUCCUGGUGAAUGUCUUUGGAAGAUUAAAACAUCAGAUGGAUCUCGUUUGGUUGUUAAUCUAACUGAUUUGGAAUUAGAUUCUUCUCUUAAUUGUACUCAAAAUGUGUUAAUCAUUUACGAUGGACCAACUGAUCAAGACUCUCAACUAUUAGUUGCUUGCAAUCAGAAACAGCUUGAUAAUAAUUUAAUUACUUCAAGAGGCAACGAGUUGACAAUCAAGUUGAUCACAAAUGAAUCAACAAGUUAUGUCAAAGGUUUUAAAUUUUCUUAUCAAACUGAUUGUAAUAAUUUCAUCGAAGGUAUCAGUGGAUCGAUAGAGAGUCCAAUCAACCAGAGCUCAAAGAGUCUUAAUUGCUCUUGGACAAUUAAUGUACCAAAAGGAAACAAUAUAAGUUUGGUUAUUGAAAAGUUUAAAUCAGUUGAUUCAUCAUGUUCAUCAAGUUACUUAUCAUUUAUUGGUAAUCAAUCAACUAAAACAUUCUGUCAAUCAGUUGAUUACACAGAUUUCGGUCCAAUUUUAAUCACUGAAAAUCAAGUACAGGUUAACUUUGUUAAUCUUAAUCCUGAUAAUCAAUCAUAUUUCCGAUUAGAGUGGAAACUAGUUGGAUGUGGAGGUGACAUUCAUGAAAGUGAAGGUGAAUUGUUCUCUCCAAAUUAUCCAGAUUCUUAUCCAAAUGGACUUAAUUGUCUGUGGACUAUUCAUGGUAAACCAAGUGAUAUCAUCAAAAUCUUCAUAAAUGAAUAUCAUAUUGAGGAAGGUGACUCAUUGCAGAUAUUUGAUGGACCGAGCACAAGGUCACAUCGCCUUGUUUACUUAGCUGGUCGUCUCCUAAAGAGAUUGAAAAUCACGUCAAUCAGAAAUCAAGUUACGAUAUUUUUUCAAGUCGAUGAUAUGUUCAAUGGAAAAGGACUUAGAUUAUUUUUUUCGACUACAACAAAUGACUGUCAUAUUAUCUAUCCGUCAACUGAGAGUUCAAUUUCAUCACCUAGUUAUCCGAAUCGAUUUUCUGGACCGAUCAAUUGUAAUUGGUAUCCACAAGACGAUUUCAGGAAUACAUUCAUCCAAAUUACGUUUGAAGAUCUCGAUAUACCCUGGUCAGUCAAUUGUACUGAACACUAUGUGAGUCUUUUGAAUAUGCGAGGUUUGGAACUUGAUCGAUUCUGUGGUAACUCAUUAUCAAAUACUUCAUUUAGAUCUAUUUUCGAUAAUGCAAUAAAAAUUGUAUACUUUUCAAAAAGCUGGCACAAAGGACGAGGUUUUAAGGCCAAUAUUCAGCCAAUCUGGCACUCAAAAGAGUACAUUUAUGGUUCUUUAACGGAACUGAGUCAUUCUGCUCAUCAACCGAAAUCAGAAAAUGAUGAAAACUUUUUGUGUAUCUAUGACUUUGUUUCCAUUGGCUCGUUCAACAAGAGCCUUUUAACGUUUGUCGAUUUUGCUAUAAAAUCGCAAUCUGGAAGUUACAUAGAGUUGAAAGACGAAGGCUCGAAUUAUCCAACAAGAACCAUUCGAUACAAUAGCUCUUCUUCUGUGUUACCAUCUCACAUUUUAGGUAAAUCAUUUAAGGUCUCUGUUAGAGGUCAUGUUUUGUUCAAAGUUUUGUACUCUCAGUAUGUUGAUUCAUGUUCAUAUGAACUAAACAGUUGGGAAGGAACAUUUAGUUCACCAGAAUAUCCAAACGAUUAUCCUCCUUCUAGAACUUGUGUUUGGAAAAUUAAUCUUGCUCCAGGUAAUUUUAUCUCAUUGAAGUUUCAUUCAUUUGAUAUUCAAUAUGAUCAAUUCUGUGCUUUGGAUCAUUUGGAGAUUCGAGAAGAAAAUGAAUCAGGUAAACUCAUUGGACGAUUUUGUGGAUCAAAUUUACCUCAAUUAAACUCGACUCAAUAUUAUCCAAGUUUAUGGAUUAGAUUUAAAUCUCAUGCUAAUGGUUCAGCUUCUGGAUUCAAAGCUUCAUACAAAACAAUCAAAGAUGUGAAAAUUAACUCUUAUUCUGGUAAAAUUGGAUCAUUUGCUUAUCCGAGAUUAUUUUCAUCGGAAAACAAUCAAAGUUGGAUAAUUAAGACCAGUAACUUUAAUAAGAUUAAGUUUAAAUUGGAAUCAAUUGAUAUUCUUGAUGAUUCGUUCGACAGCUCAUGUACUAAUUCAAGUGUCACAAUUUAUGAUGGUCCAUCAGUGAACAGCUCGAUUCUCGGUCAGUUUUGUGGUUAUCGUACUGGUGACCUUCCAAUUUAUACAACUUCUUCAAUCGCAUAUGUACAUUUCAAGCCGAACUUUUACAUUUCUAGGUUCUUGUUGAGCUGGACAUCGUUCCAAAGUGACAUUGCACCUCCACUUAUUGCUGAUUUUAAUCACCCAUGUAAAUACACUGCGAAUCUUAAAAUGAACCAAAAUACAUCGUUACUUUCAAGUUUUUAUCCAGAUGGUGUCAAUUGUAGUUGGACCAUUUCAAGUCCCAUUGGAACUCAAUUACAAGUCGAAAUUAAUGAGAUGGACGUUAAGUCCUCGUCACAUGAAAAUUGUACUAAUAAGAACGGAGUCUCUUUUUAUGAUUAUAGUUUCGACCAUCAAAAAGCUUGGAAAAUCAAUAGAAUAGUCUGCGAUUCAAAAGAUAAAUUGUUCACUCUCCAGGGCAAUCAAUCGUUGAUCACAUUCUUCAACUAUAGCGGCUCAUCAACCAACCUAAAAGGGUUCAACAUAACAGUGAGACCGAUUUGUGGUGGUACAUUUUAUGGACCAACGGGUAAUAUUGAUUCAUCUUUACUUGCACCAUUCGAAACUUGUUCAUGGGCAAUCAUUGUACCAAAAGGUCAACGAGUUGAAAUUAAAUUCAAAUCUUUUAACUUGGGUUCGUAUGACGACCAUUGUUCUAAUGGUUAUUUAAGUAUUCGCAAUGAUGACUCACCUAACUCUCGAUUCAUUGGACACUAUUGUGGGUCUAACUUACCUAAGAAAAUAAUAUCAGCUUCAAAUCAACUUUUCAUAUCUACUUAUGUUCCUGCAUCAGAACAAUUUGAAUUUUCUUUGACUUAUCGACAAGUCUCAACUCCUUGUGAAUUUUAUGUCGAACUAAACCAAUCAAGUCCAUCGGCUAUACUUCAGCUCCCUGGAUACCCUCACCCUCCUGUCGAAUAUUCUGAGUGUGAUUGGGUCAUUAAAGCUCCAAUCAACAGAGUUAUUAGAAUUGAUUUCGAAAUACCAGAUCACGAUGUUGGAUGCAAUUUAAAUACGACUCAUAUUGAUAUUCACGAUGGUUCUACUCAAGUUGCUCCUAAACUUGGUCGAUUCUGUCCAAUAGCUCGAACAACAAGUGUCAUUUCAUCAGAUAAUCGGAUGUUCAUUCACUUUCUUUCUAAAGGAGGGACUGGUUCUAGUUCGUUCAAGGCAACAGUAAAUCUUCAUAUUUGCGGUGGUAAUUUUGUUGUCAAUGGGACAACUGGAAUCCAAAGCUCGUCUUAUCCCAAGCAUUAUGCAGCUAACAUGAUCUGCAAUUACAGCAUUUAUUCAGCAAAAAUGUCUGAGAUGUUGACUUAUCGACUAGUUACUAUUGAUCUACCUUCAAAUGAGAAUUGUAGCUCAGGUGACUAUUUGGCAAUCCACGAAUACGGUCCAUCAGGCCAACUACUCAAUAAAGUUUGCGGGACUAAAGAUUUCGAGUACAGAUUUUCAAAAACUUGGAUCAAUUCUCUAUUUAUGGUCUUCAAGUCAGAUUCAGCGACUUUCGGCAAAGGUUUCAGGAUUUGGUUUCGGUACGAUCAAGAUGAUGCUCAUGAUCAUGACAUAAUCUUGGGUGAACCAAAAACAAUCAAGUCUCCUCGAUAUCCUGAUAAAUAUCCUGUUGGGCGAAACAUUACUUAUUCACUAACUGGACCAAUUGAUACUCGAAUUACUCUCAACUUCACUCAAUAUAAUCUCAAAUCAGCUGAUAAUUUAUGUCUCGAUAAAAUCAUAAUUUAUCAUCAUCCAGAUCUAAUGCUGAGAUCUACGUUAAUCCCCAAACUUGAAAUGACUCCGAAUCAUAUUAAUCUUCCCUGUGAUUCAAAUUCCACUAACUUGGUGAUUCAAUCUCCAAAUAAUAGAUUAAUCGUUUAUUUCGAGACUUCUUCGGGUCUGGAUGCUGGCCAAGGAUUUCAAGCAAAGGUCGAAAGUGAUCAACCAACAGAAUGUGGUGGUUUUAUUGAUUGGAGAUCGAGGUCAAUUAUCUCGACCAAUUUCUCACAGUCCAUUCAUGAGAACUCUCGGAUUUCAUGCGCUUGGCAAAUUCUAACUGGAGUUCGUGAUGGAAAAUCCGCCUACAAUCAGCUUGGUUUAGUUUCUGGACUUUUUACACCUUGGAUAUCAUUUGAAACAAUUGAGGUCUUGGGAUCAGUUGAAAAUGAUUCACUUUGCUCUGAUGGCAGGAUAACGAUAGCAUUUCACGAAGUUUGGGGUAGAGAUUCGGUAUUUAUGGACAAAUACAAGAAAAUAUUUUGUGGAAAAAGUUCGAAUAUGAUAGUGGUUUCUCCCUUUUCGAGUAUAUUUCCAAAUCUCAUAAGCGCUAGUUUUAAUCGGACGCACGGUUAUCGUGGUUUAAAAGCGACUUACCACAUGAGUCAAUGUGGUUACACCAUCGAUGAUGUUAAUGGGACUAUAAAAACACCGGGUUGGCCGUUCGCUAAUUAUCCAGUUGAUACCGUUUGCCUUUGGACCAUUUUCAAUGAAGCAUAUGAAAUAAAUGAUCAACAUGUACAAAUCGAGUUUGAAACAUUUGAACUCGAAGUCGAUUGUUCAAAAGAUUAUGUGGAAAUUUAUGAAAUAAGUGAUUAUAAAAUGACUGAAAUUGGUCGUUAUUGUGGUAAGAAUAAGCCUCCACUUAUCCGUGCUUAUAGAAAUCGAGUUUCAAUCGUAUUCAGAAGUGAUGGAGAUACAACGAGUAAAGGUUUUUUGUUGAAGUUCAAAAUGGUAAAAAGUACUUGUGGUGAAUUCAGGACUAAUAUUGUGAAUAGAUUUGUUAAAAUCCCCUUUUCUUACAAGGCUAAUCAAUAUUGUGAAUCGUUAUUAGAGGUUGACCCCCCGUAUCGACUUAAUUUGACUUUUGUCAAUCGAUUCGAUAUUGAAGAUUCGGUUGAUUGUUCUAAAGAUUAUCUCGAUAUCAAUGAAUGGAGAAACAACUCUUGGCAUCAUUUCGGUCGAUACUGUGGAUACAAUUCACCAGGAUCGAUCAUCUUCAAGGAGAAUAGAGGUCAACUUAUAUUCCAUUCAGACGGAGAUGAUCGUCGGGGAGAUGGAUUCGAUUAUAUUGUUACAAAAUAUUGUCGAAUGACAAUUGAUAAAAGAGGAAAUGGAACUAUCGAAAGUCCUGAUUAUCCAAAUUACUACGGUAUCAAUUAUUGUGAAUGGACUUUUAAGGGAGAAGAACCAAAUGAUACGAUCCAUGUGCAUUUUAAGCAUUUCGACUUGAAUAUUUAUGAGCCAUGUGAGAACAAUUAUCUCGAAGUUAUCAAGAUAAACCGAUUCACAGGAGAAGAUGAGUUUCAAAGAUAUUGUCCUGAUGAUCAACUCAAAGAUAUAUUAAUAAUUUCUCAAGGAAAUCUAAGGAUUAUUUCAAAUUCAAAAAAGUUUACUUCUUCAUCAGGAUUCACUUUCGAUUAUCGAAUCCUUUAUUCUAACAAAUUACCCAGUUAACAAGUCUCAGUCAUUGUACAAAUUUAUCCUUUAUAGAUUCUUUUGUCGUAUUGGAAUCGAUGACAUUCUAUUGUUCGUUUAUCAUUUGACGUAAAUA
Messenger RNA from Panonychus citri (citrus red mite), 6214 nucleotides. Its product is annotated as cubilin-like. The record is from RefSeq and is a predicted model, not a curated record. NCBI's taxonomy places the organism in Eukaryota, Metazoa, Arthropoda, Arachnida, Trombidiformes, Tetranychidae. Bases 43 to 6117 code for a protein of 2024 amino acids. The transcript is spliced from 8 exons.